Molecule: messenger RNA, 579 nt
Organism: Scomber japonicus (chub mackerel)
Lineage: Eukaryota; Metazoa; Chordata; Actinopteri; Scombriformes; Scombridae
Gene: dtd2
Product: D-aminoacyl-tRNA deacylase 2
Exons: 3
Coding region: 61-579 (172 amino acids)
Biological process (GO): tRNA metabolic process
Cellular component (GO): cytoplasm
Molecular function (GO): D-tyrosyl-tRNA(Tyr) deacylase activity
Source: RefSeq, a predicted model, not a curated record
CUUAUGCAACCUUUCCUCACUAUUAUUAUUAUCUGAUUGUUGUUUAAACCGGAGCCGGUGAUGUCGGACAGAAGCGGGGCUCCUCCGGUGGCCCCUCCGGUGGCCCGUACCGUGCUGCAGCAGUGUCUGCGGGCCACGCUGCAGGUGAAACCCGCAGAGGAGCUCUCAGAGGCGGAGUUCGUCCAGAUCGACAGAGGCAUGGUGAUCUACGUCUGCUUCUUUAAAGGAGCAACAGACGACAUACUGCCUAAAAUGGUGUCCACUCUGUUGAACCUGCGUCUGUGUGAGUCGGACUCGGGGAAGAUGCUGUCGGUGUUGGAUCUCCCCGGCAACCUGCUGAUCGUCCCUCAGGCGACGCUGGGCGGGAAGGCCAAAGGGAGAGGCAUGCAGUACCACCACAACAUCGGGAAGGAGGACGGACUGCGGCUCUACAGCUCCUUCGUGUCUCUGUGUGAGAAGGAGCUGACGACGGCUGCUGCUGCUGGAGCCGAGGUGACGGUGAAACACGGGACGUACGGGAACAGACAAGUGCUGAAACUCGACACCAACGGGCCGUACACUCACCUGAUGGAGUUCUGA